Benincasa hispida (wax gourd) is the source of this 525-nucleotide messenger RNA. The record is from RefSeq and is a predicted model, not a curated record. Lineage: Eukaryota; Viridiplantae; Streptophyta; Magnoliopsida; Cucurbitales; Cucurbitaceae.
AUGGCGGACAAACAAGCAAAUCAAAACUUAGCUCAACAGCUAGCCCACGCUGCGCAAAAUCCUAUUAUAAUGGCAAAUAGUAGUACGCGUCCCAUGCGGGAGUAUGCGUCUCCUGGGUUGUAUGAUUUCUCACCAACGAUCAUAUACCCAACACCAGAUGGGACAAGAUUUGAGAUGAAAUCUGUGAUGUUACAAAUGCUCCAAACAGCUGGACAAUUUAGGGGUGCUCGGGGAGAAGACCCUCACGCCCACAUGAAAUGUUUCCUGGAGACGUGUAAUUCAUUUGUGAUUCCUGGAAUCACCCCAGAAGCUAUCAGGCUAUCUUUAUUCCCAUAUUCUCUGCGUGACGACGCAAAGCAAUGGAUGUGUAUAAGAGACAGGAACAGAGCAUCUCAAAUGGUAGCUGACGCAGCUGCAGCUGGCAGUAUCAUGGACAAAUCUUAUACUGAAGCUAAGGAAAUAUUGGACCACAUAGCCAAGCAUAAUAUGGAAUGGGUGGAUGACACUUACGAUGCAAGAGCAUAA